This is a messenger RNA of Colletotrichum abscissum, 693 nucleotides long. RefSeq names its product PAP2 superfamily protein. Gene Ontology annotation, biological process: lipid biosynthetic process; protein N-linked glycosylation. Bases 1 to 693 code for a protein of 230 amino acids. Gene Ontology annotation, molecular function: dolichyldiphosphatase activity. Gene Ontology annotation, cellular component: intracellular membrane-bounded organelle; endoplasmic reticulum membrane. The transcript has 2 exons. NCBI's taxonomy places the organism in Eukaryota, Fungi, Ascomycota, Sordariomycetes, Glomerellales, Glomerellaceae. The record is from RefSeq and is a predicted model, not a curated record.
AUGGAUCAAGACACGAGACCACUAGCCUCUCUUUCCCUGACACACGUCUACUAUGACCCCGACGACUCCCUCUCCUUCCUCUGCGCAUGGCUCGCGCUCCUCCCGCAAGCCCUCUGCAUCGUCUACGCGACCCUGAUCUGGUCCACCCGCGAGGUCGAAAUCGCCCUCAUGUUCGCCGGCCAGCUGGGCUGCGAAGCCAUCAACUUCGCCCUCAAGCGCCUGAUCAAGGAGGAGCGCCCCCGCCGCAUCCACGGAAAGGGCUACGGCAUGCCCAGCUCCCACGCCCAGUUCGUCGCCUACUGGUCCGUCUUCCUCGUCCUGUUCUUGCUGGUCAGGCACCGUCCCUCGUCCGCGCGCCGGCACCACCGGCCGUACUCGCUCGUCGAGCGCGUCGUGGUCAGUGUCGCUGCGCUGGGCAUCGCUGCGGCCGUGGCGUGGAGCCGGAUAUACCUAAAUUACCACACCGAGAAGCAGGUGAUGGUCGGGUGCUUGGCCGGGACGGUGUGUGCCAUCGGCUGGUUUUUGGUCACGGCUAUUGCGAGGGACUUUGGGCUUCUGGCCUGGGGCCUGCAGACGCCCGCUGCGCGGCUGUUCAGGUUUCGGGAUCUUGUCGUGGAAGAAGACCCUUGCCAGGCUGGCUGGGAUAAGUGGGAGGAGAGGCGUGUGGAGGCAGACCAGCAGAAGACUAAAUGA